CAUCUGGGCAGUGGGCGUUGGGAAUGUAUGCAGCCCUUGCCUUCGGGGCUUCGGGCAUUCCAAAUAAGCGAAUGAUAAAAAACACAAAAUAUAGAAGUCAAACUACUGUUUUAUACUAGUGUUGUUUUACUGAAGCUGUAGUUUGUUUGAACAACUGUACGAUAGAGAGGGGGAGGGAGAGACAGACGGACACAGAAGGCGGUCCCGGCAGACCACACUUCUGUAGAGUUCCCCUCCACAGACUGGAGCAGAAGGAAAAGUGCUUCUCCUCAACGGGACUCCAGCUUUCACUUGGCAGAAAUGACACUCUGGUCGUUGCUGUUGUUUCCAGGAGUUAUUCUCUGUGCUCUUCUCCCUCUGACACAGUGUGAGGAGCAGCGGUUCCCCGAAGAGAAACUUCUUGUCGUGACAGUUGCAACCAAAGAGACAGAUGGCUUCAGGCGUUUCUUGAGGUCGGCUAAACACUUCAACUACACUGUUCAGGUUCUUGGUCGGGGUCAGAAAUGGAAAGGAGGCAACUACACAUCCGCUCCGGGAGGAGGCCAGAAAGUGCGACUUUUAAAAGCAGCUGUGGAGGAAAUGAAGAAUGAGGACAGAGUCAUCCUUUUUAUUGACAGCUAUGAUGUGGUUUUUGCCUCGGGUCCUAAAGAGCUGCUCAAGAAGUUCCAGCAGGCCAGACACAAGGUGGUGUUCUCCUCUGAGAGCCUGAUCUGGCCCGACAGACACCUAGAGGACAAACAUCCUCACGUCAGGGAGGGCAACAGGUUCCUGGGCUCAGGAGGUUUCAUUGGCUACCUCCCCAGCAUCAGAGAACUGCUUUCUGACUGGACAGGUGAAGACGAUGAGAGUGACCAGCUGUUCUUCACCAAGAUUUACAUUGAUCCAGCAAAAAAAAAAUCCAUAAAUAUCACAGUGGAUAAUAAAUGCAGAUUGUUCCAGAACCUUCAUGGAGCCCUCGAUGAGGUGGUACUGAAGUUUGAGGAUGGUCGUGUACGAGCCAGAAAUGUGCUGUAUGAUACCUUGCCUGUCAUCAUCCAUGGGAAUGGACAAACCAAACUCCAGAUCAACUACCUGGGUAACUACAUCCCCAACACUUGGACAUUUGAGACUGGAUGCACAGUGUGUCAUGAAGAUCUCCAUCCUCUCACAGCUCUUACGGAGAGUGAGUAUCCACUGGUGAUGAUCGGCAUCUUUAUUCAGCAGCCCACCCCCUUUGUCGCAGUCUUUUUUGAACGCCUCCUGAAGCUGCAGUACCCAAAGAACAGGCUCAAGCUCUUCAUUCACAGCCAGAAAGCUCAUCACGAGGGUCAGAUCAGCUCUUUCCUACAGGAUCAUGGAAGCCUUUAUGGGGACGUCAGGCUCUUCGGGCAUGAGGAGGACUUGGACGGAGCUGCCUCCCGUAACCUGGGCUUUGAUAUGUGCCGGAAGGACAAGGACUGUGACUACUUCUUCAGCCUGGACAUUGAAGUAGUCUUAAAGAAUGAGAACACACUCAAAAUUCUCAUUGAACAAAACCUUCCUAUCGUAGCACCGAUGCUAACUCGACCUGGUCGACUGUGGAGCAACUUCUGGGGAGCUGUCAGUGCCGAUGGCUACUACGCCAGGUCAGAGGACUACGUUGACAUAGUUCAAGGACGCAGAGUGGGUGUGUGGAAUGUCCCGUAUGUGUCCAAUGUGUACCUGGUGAAGGCCAGCAUCCUCCGGUCAGAGCUCACAGACCAGGAACUGUUCAACUCGCACAUCUUAGACCCAGAUAUGGCUUACUGCCAGAACGUACGCAGCAAGGGAAUCUUCAUGUAUGUAACCAACUUGCACAGUUUCGGUCGUAUCCUGUCAACAGAGAACUAUCAGACCAACCAUCUUCAUAAUGAUCUGUGGCAGAUCUUCGAAAACCCGGAGGACUGGCAGGAGCGCUACAUUCAUGAGAACUACACACACAUCAUGAAAGAUAAGCUGAUUGAAACUCCUUGUCCUGAUGUAUACUGGUUCCCAGUUUUCUCUGACAUAGCUUGUAACCACCUUGUUGAGGAAUUGGAAAACUUUGGGAAGUGGUCUGGAGGAGCCAAUGUGGACACCAGAAUCCAAGGUGGCUAUGAGAACGUCCCCACCAUUGAUAUCCACUUGAAUCAAAUCAACUUUGAAAAGGAAUGGCAAAAAUUCUUACUGGAGUAUAUAGCACCGAUAACAGAGAAAAUGUAUCCUGGUUACUACACCAAGGCUCAGUUUGACUUGGCCUUUGUAGUUAGAUAUAAACCAGAUGAGCAGCCCUCUUUGAAGCCACACCAUGAUGCCUCCACAUUCACUAUUAACCUUGCACUCAAUCAAGUCGGCCUUGAUUACCAGGGUGGUGGAUGCAGGUUCCUCCGCUACGACUGCUCCGUAGACGCUCCUCGUAAAGGUUGGGCCCUCAUGCACCCGGGCCGCCUCACCCACUACCACGAAGGCUUGCCAACCACCGCUGGCGUCCGCUACAUUGCAGUGUCCUUUGUGGAUCCCUGAAGAUGACGACACCCCACCAGAUAGUCCAGACCAAAGGGGACAAGCGCUCAAUCACAGCCGCUCUGCAUCGUCUGAUUUGGAGUGGUGACCAUGUUUGUUUGUUUUUAAAGUCCAACAUGACCAUUUCUUUCUUACUUAUAGAUUCAUACACAACUUAUGGCUCUAAUCAACCUUUAUCAGCAGUGGAGUUUCAGAGAUCUAUCAUGUAAUGAGACACCAACAUGUAGGAGGUCAUUAAAAUACAACAGUUUUCUUUUUUUUGAUCGAUCUAAAGACUGGUCUGGAGUUUGGUGUGGAGCUUUGCUUCUAGCUCAACGUUUCUAAGGAAAUCACCAGUUCAGCUCAGACUUUUUAAACAUGCUUCUGUUAAAACCUUGUGUUGUUGAAUUUACUUCCAUAAGUUACAUAAAGUGCCUUUUUAUACUCAGAUCUGUUCUUUUUAGAGUUUUUAGAUUUUUUGUUACCAAAACCUGGUUUGCCUCUUAAUUUAUUUUUAUUUGAGUUUAUUUGAUAAAACCCACUCCACUAUUUUGUGAAUUUGCAUUCUCACUGCUGUUAGACAUGCAUUUCUCUGCUUUCACUGAGGUCAGUCAGCUGAGUUUCUGGUCUGAGUAACAUAUUCACACACUCGCUGUGCUUUAAACACAACUUGAAUAAAACAGUUUACCAAAAUGAA
Messenger RNA from Limanda limanda (common dab), 3175 nucleotides. It is a transcript of the gene plod1a, whose product is annotated as procollagen-lysine, 2-oxoglutarate 5-dioxygenase 1a. The record is from RefSeq and is a predicted model, not a curated record. The transcript has 19 exons. Gene Ontology annotation, molecular function: procollagen-lysine 5-dioxygenase activity; L-ascorbic acid binding; iron ion binding. NCBI's taxonomy places the organism in Eukaryota, Metazoa, Chordata, Actinopteri, Pleuronectiformes, Pleuronectidae. Bases 301 to 2499 code for a protein of 732 amino acids. Gene Ontology annotation, biological process: peptidyl-lysine hydroxylation. Gene Ontology annotation, cellular component: endoplasmic reticulum.